Molecule: messenger RNA, 1155 nt
Organism: Thermothielavioides terrestris NRRL 8126
Lineage: Eukaryota; Fungi; Ascomycota; Sordariomycetes; Sordariales; Chaetomiaceae
Exons: 2
Coding region: 88-1047 (319 amino acids)
Biological process (GO): branched-chain amino acid biosynthetic process
Cellular component (GO): acetolactate synthase complex; mitochondrial nucleoid
Molecular function (GO): acetolactate synthase regulator activity
Source: RefSeq, a predicted model, not a curated record
GGACGCCCGUACAACUGCGAGGAGGGCUUGGGACCGCAACCUUCUCCCAGCACAGCGGCCUUCCGGCCUCGCAAUUGCUUCCUGAAGAUGGCAUCUCGCAGCCUCUUCGCCUCCUCCCCGGCAUGGCGCAGGAUAGCGACGCAGGCUCGGGAUGUCCCCCGCCUGGCCCCGUCGAUUAGCGCCCGGUACAGCAGCUCGACGUCGGCCAUUGCCUACAAGGCCAUCCGUCGCCGCCAAGCUCCUCUUCCCGUCGACCAGCCGCCUGCUUGGUCUGCCCAGGCGGCCGUCUCCAACAUCCUCUACGAGACCCCGACACCGUCAGCUGCUCCGCCCAAGCGCCAUGUCUUGAACUGCCUGGUCCAGAACGAGCCCGGCGUGCUCUCGCGCGUCUCCGGCAUUCUGGCCGCCCGCGGCUUCAACAUCGACUCGCUCGUCGUGUGCAGCACCGAGGUGGAGGAUCUCUCGCGCAUGACGAUCGUGCUCACGGGCCAGGACGGCGUCGUCGAGCAGGCGCGCCGGCAGCUGGAGGAUCUUGUUCCCGUCUGGGCCGUCCUGGACUACACCAACGCUCCGCUCGUGCAGCGCGAGCUGCUCCUGGCCAAGAUCAACAUCCUCGGCCCCGAGUAUUUCGAGGAGCUGCUCGCCCACCACCGCGAGCUUGCUGCCGAUGGGCCCGAAGCCGAGAACAGCCAGGCGCAGACCAACUCUAGCCUCGCGGAAACGGCUAAGGACUUCCACCCCAGCCGCCUGGCUGCGAGCGAGGCGCUGCGCCACAAGCACGAGCAUCUCAAGAGCAUCACCUACUUCACCCACCAGUUUGGCGGCAAGGUCCUGGACAUUAGCACUAAUAGCUGCAUUGUCGAGGUGUCCGCGAAGCCAUCCAGGAUAGAUUCGUUCCUCAAGCUCAUCGCUCCCUUCGGCAUUCUCGAGUCAGCCCGCACCGGUCUCAUGGCGCUGCCCCGCUCUCCUCUGUACGGGCCUGACGAGGAUACCCCUGUGAAGGAGGCCGACGAGGUUGUCGAUGCCAGCCAGCUUCCGCCUGGCUAAGCAAUCUGAUUUUCGGCGAAGAGGUUGGAAAAUGUACUGGUCAUGUAUCAACGGGCCACGUCACUGGGCGUAAAGAAAAUGAAUGGAUCAAUCUUCUUCCCGUCUUGG